AUUACUUGAGGUUUUCCAGGCUUUCCUGAGGUACGGGUACACGAGCUUGCAGUGCAGCAUAGCUUCUGUCAGCAGCAUCAGCGGUAGAUAAGGCAGUGACUCUGAAGUUUGCUGCGCUACGAAUACUCUCAAUCUGUUCCACUAUCCUAGGUUCCCUUUCUUGCUCUACGAUGACCCAGACCUCCGCUUCAUUUGCAUCUGAAUCUGGCGCGGACUCAUGGCAGGAGAUAUCCCGUUGUAAACGUUCUGAUCGAGAAGCGAUUCUCAAUCAAUAUCCCCAAUGGAGACUACAGACCAUAGUAUCUCCCGGAAUCAAAGACGUUUCGAAGGUGCUACACAAAGAACUAUCAUCGGCAGAGCUGGAAAUAGUCCAAGGCGAUGCUUCUGCGAUUCUGGCUGCCGUUCACGAUCGCCGUUACUCUUGUGUGCAGGUCAUAGAAGCUCAUUGUCAUGCAGCCGUCGUCGCACAGGAUUUAACAAACUGUCUUACCGAGAUAUUCUUUGACGAAGCUGUGCAGCGUGCGAAGGAGCUUGAUGAUUACAUGGACCGUACAGGAGAGGCAUACGGGCCCUUGCAUGGUCUACCGGUAUCGAUAAAAGAUCACAUCAUGGUGAGGGGUAAAGAUACUUCUACAGGAUAUGUGGCUUGGUGCUACAAGACAAAAGCAGACAAGGAUGCCGUUGCAGUAGACAUACUUAGAAAGGCUGGAGCCAUUCUUUUUGUUAAGACAAAUAAUCCACAAACUUUACUGUCUCUCGAAACGAAUAAUAAUAUUUUUGGUCGGACAUGCAACCCUUAUGAUCGUGAUCGGACUCCCGGAGGAAGUAGCGGAGGAGAGAGUGCUCUGAUUUCACUCCACGGCAGCCCCCUCGGGUUGGGAACUGAUAUCGGGGGAAGUAUAAGGUUACCGGCGGCGUGUACCGGUCUUUAUGGCUUUAAAGCUUCUGUUGCUAGGAUCCCGCAUAAAGGUCUCAUGGGCUCGCAUGACGGCAUGGAUGCAAUAAUUGGCGUUUUGGGGCCCCUCACACGCUCAGCCAGAGAUCUGUCAUUAUUCUGCAGGGUGAUGCUGGAAUACAAACCAUGGUUGGUUGAGCCACCACUUCUAGAGAUUCCAUGGAGGCAAGAUGUAGUCGAUGGAAAGGACCUGCCAUCAAGGCUUUGCUUCGCAGUGCUUUGGGACGAUAAGGUGUUCAAGCCAGAACCUGCAAUUAUUGAUGCACUAGAUAAAUGCAAAACUUUGCUGACCAAAAUGGGCCACGUGGUGAUCGAUUGGGAACCAAUACUGCAUAAGGAAGCCUGGGAACUUCUCACCAAGUUGUACUUCUUGGAUGGCGGAGAAGAGUAUAUAAAUGUUCUGAAGGGGUCUGGAGAACCUGCCGUGCUUCAGACGAAGUGGAUUUUAGAUCAAGUUCCGAACAAUGGAAAGCCAUUUACAGUUGCAGAGACUUUCCGCCUCAAUCUUGAGAGGGAAGGGUUUCGUCAAAGGCUCCUUGAGCACUGGAAUAAUACCGAGGCUAGAACUGGGUUGCAUAGAUCGGUCGAUGCCAUCAUUGCGCCGGUCGCUCCAACUUUGGCUCCGAGGCACGGUGAGACGAAAUGGUGGGGAUAUACUUCAUACUGGAACCUGGCAGAUUAUCCAGCAGCGGUUUUCCCAGUUGGUUAUUGCAAGUCAAAUUCAAAAGAGGUAGAUAUUAGGGCGACAUUACCGGACUCCCAGCGAAAUACGACCGGAAAGGUGGACUCUGAUGGCCUGCCUGUCUGUCUGCAGCUCAUAGGACGUAGGUUGAAUGAAGAAAGGGUUCUGGGAAUGUUGAACGUGAUCGAUGACGCUCUUGGCCGGGAUAUGUCCUAUUCCCGAUGAUUCCUGUAAUUCAGACCCUCUGGCGUUGUCGCGAGCGUCUAUCAUUGCAAUAAAUCCAUUUCCU
Fomitiporia mediterranea MF3/22 is the source of this 1926-nucleotide messenger RNA. RefSeq names its product amidase. The record is from RefSeq and is a predicted model, not a curated record. NCBI's taxonomy places the organism in Eukaryota, Fungi, Basidiomycota, Agaricomycetes, Hymenochaetales, Hymenochaetaceae. The transcript has 4 exons. Bases 171 to 1862 code for a protein of 563 amino acids.